Nematostella vectensis (starlet sea anemone) is the source of this 1582-nucleotide messenger RNA. RefSeq names its product SUZ domain-containing protein 1. The record is from RefSeq and is a predicted model, not a curated record. The transcript has 7 exons. Lineage: Eukaryota; Metazoa; Cnidaria; Anthozoa; Actiniaria; Edwardsiidae. Bases 60 to 581 code for a protein of 173 amino acids.
UGCAUGUGAUUUGUAAAGUAGGUCAGCGGCGGCGAGCAUGCCCGGUAGCGUCUAGCAAGAUGGCGGAUACGGCGGAUGAAGACGAUGAAGAUAUCGGUGACAGUUGGGAGGACAUGGCCGACUCGGGGGAGUUGGAAAGAAGAAUGGAAGAAAGAAGCAAGCAGCAAUUAGAACAAGAGCAAAAAAAAAUUGAAGCUGCCACCAUAAAGACCACAGUUGUGAUACAAGAGGAUACAAAUAGAACUCUAUACAAGCCACAGCUUAGAAUUCUCAAGAGACCAGACUCAGGUAAUGAGUCACACCAGACAACACAGAACAAAUCAGAGAAACCAGUCCACAAGACUCUUGCAGAGAGGCAGGCGCAGUACGCAGAGGCAAGAGCACGCAUCCUUGGCUCUGCCUGUGAUGGAAGUGAGGAUAAUGAUGACAGCAGUGAAUCACUAGACCUCAAAGAAGCACUAGACGCACCCAGAGACCUCAAGCCGUAUGUGCUACAAGCCUCUUCAGAAGAGAAACCAGAUAAUUUGAUCAGGCAGCCAUUUGGCCCCGAUGGCAGUCUUGGUUUUCACAAGAAACGAUGACUAGGGAGCAGAUAUCCUUAGACUUAGAACACAGGCAAAAGCUAGUCAGUCCUCGGUGAUACUGUUUUUGUCUUUACAUGAUUUGGAUCAAAUCUGUUAUUGCUUCAAAUGAGUUCUCUGAAAUGAGUCUAGAUCUCAUGAAGGUUGUACCACAACAUCCAGAGGCAGGGCCAACCAUGGAGAUGUACCACAACAUCCAGAGGCAAGGCCAACCAUGGAGAUGUACCACAACAUCCAGAGGCAAGGCCAACCAUGGAGAUGUACCACAACAUCCAGAGGCAAGGCCAACCAUGGAGAUGUACCACAACACCCAGAGGCAGGGCCAACCAUGGAAGUGUACCACAACAUCCAGAGGCAGGGCCAACCAUGGAGAUGUACCACAACACCCAGAGGCAAGGCCAACCAUGGAAGUGUACCACAACAUCCAGAGGCAGGGCCAACCAUGGAGAUGUACCACAACAUCCAGAAGCAAGGCCAACCAUGGAGAUGUACCACAACACCCAGAGGCAGGGCCAACCAUGGAGAUGUACCACAACACCCAGAGGCAAGGCCAACCAUGGAAGUGUACCACAACAUCCAGAGGCAAGGCCAACCAUGGAAGUGUACCACAACAUCCAGAGGCAAGGCCAACCAUGGAGAUGUACCACAACAUCCAGAGGCAAGGCCAACCAUGGAGAUGUACCACAACACCCAGAGGCAAGGCCAACCAUGGAAGUGUACCACAACAUUAAUUAAAAGGCAGGGCCAACCAUGGAGAUGUACCACAACAUCCAGAGGCAAGGCCAACCUUUCAAAAAUUGUUCUUAAAAUGCUUAGUAUUAGGUGGGGUGAAUUGUCAAUAAAAGCGAUCUUUAAAUAACCUGAUAUUUUUAGGAAAUAAAAAAAAAACUAUUAUUAAUUUUAGGUUCGUUCUGUGAAUUUUAAUAAGUUGGCAGUUUAAACCUUCCUAUGUAGUAACAAUAAUUUUUCCUGUGCAAUAAAACCAGUUGCUACAAACAAAA